UCCCGCUGCAGGGCAUUGCCGAGAUGCUGGAGGUGCAAGACGGCGGCAGGCAGCCGCCGCAACCAAACUGGGCUGCUGUGCUGCAGCACCCGCGCCGGUGGGGUGCCCUCUCCCUGUCUCCGGGCAGGACUGCAGCUUAGGUGCUGCCGCUGAGCCAUCUGCAUUUGCUCCAGCCAUCCUCUCUCUCUCUCUCUCUCUCUCGCUCCUCUAUUGCAUACACACAGGCGUGUGCAAAAAAAAAAAAAGGAAUAGGGGAAAAAUCCAUGUUGCAAGCGCUGCUCUGGCUGCCGCCUUCUCGCCUGCUGAGUCAUGGAUUGAGAGCCCCUCUCUUCUCCUCGCGGGAAUCACUGGCACGGCUCAGGGCUGCGGAUUCCCGGGCCACAAGGACCAGGCAAGGCUUCUGCUCCGCCUCCGGCUACCUGUCGAGGCAAGCCGCCCUUUCGCUGCGUCCCUCUCCAAGGCUCCGUCCUCAGCACCCGCUACCUGGUCUUCCAAUCCUCCCAGCUCCAGGUCACCCAGACCCAGGGAGAAGAAGGGGAGCAAAAAAGCUCCCCGCGCUCCUGAAUCAUGAUCGCCGCGGCUUUCUUGGUUUUGCUCCGACCUUACAGCAUCCAAUGCGCCCUUUUCUUGCUGCUUCUCCUACUGGGGACCAUAGCCACGAUUUUGUUCUUCUGCUGGUGGCAUCGUAAGCUCCAGAAAGGGAGGCAUCCCAUGAAAUCCGUCUUUUCAGGACGCUCAAGGAGCCGAGAUGCUGUAAUGAGAACCCACCACUUUCGUUCCGAGAGUUUUAGACCAAGCCCUCGCCACAUUAGAAGACGUGUAAUACCUCGCCUUGAAGAAACACAGCCCCUAGUGGAAACACGUCAGCUGAGCGACCAAGAACCGUCUGUCAAGAAAAGAAAAAUCAAGAAGAGUAGCCGAGUCCAACCAGAAUUCUAUCACUCCGUUCAAGUUACACCAACUCGAAACCCUAGCUCUGGAAACGCUUCCCACAGAUGCUCGAUGUCAUCCUCUGCAGAGUUUUCUGAUGAUGAUGAUUUCAGCCAGAAAUCUGGUUCGCUGUCUCCUGCUCCGGGUGAUACCCUUCCUUGGAAUCUACCUAAACAUGAGAGAUCCAAGAGGAAAAUUCAAGGUGGAUCUGUGCUGGACCCAGCUGAAAGAGCAGUCCUCAGGAUAGCCGAUGAGCGGGACAAAGUACAAAAGAAAACCUUCACAAAAUGGAUAAACCAGCACCUUCUGAAGGUUCGCAAACAUGUGAAUGACCUGUAUGAAGAUCUGAGAGAUGGACAUAACUUGAUCUCUCUUUUAGAAGUUCUUUCAGGAGAUACCCUGCCAAGAGAGCGAGAUAUUUUGAAGACCUUACGGUUGGUGAGUUCAACAGAAGCAUGCCCGUAUGAACAGCAUGAGGAUGAGGAGGAUGAGGAUAAGGGGCCCAGAGAGAAAGGUCGGAUGCGUUUUCACAGACUACAGAAUGUACAAAUUGCACUUGAUUAUUUGAAAAAACGGCAGGUGAAAUUGGUAAACAUCAGGAAUGAUGACAUAACAGAUGGAAAUCCCAAAUUGACUUUGGGAUUAAUAUGGACCAUAAUUUUGCACUUUCAGAUUUCUGACAUCCAUGUUACUGGGGAGUCAGAGGAUAUGUCUGCGAAAGAGAGGUUGCUCCUGUGGACACAGCAGACAACUGAGGGUUAUGCUGGAAUUCGUUGUGAAAAUUUCACUACCUGUUGGCGAGAUGGGAAAUUAUUUAAUGCCAUCAUUCAUAAAUACAGGCCGGACCUGAUAGACAUGAAUACCGUUGCUGUUCAAAGCAACCUUGCAAAUUUAGAACAUGCUUUUUUUGUAGCAGAAAAACUUGGUGUUGCCAGACUUCUGGAUCCUGAAGAUGUUGAUGUCUCCUCGCCUGAUGAGAAGUCAGUAAUCACAUAUGUGUCAUCGCUUUAUGAUGCAUUUCCCAAAGUACCAGAAUGUGGUGAAGGCAUCAGUGCAAAUGACGUUGAAGUCAAGUGGGUUGAAUACCAGAAUAUGGUGAACUACCUCAUCCAGUGGAUCAGGCACCAUGCCACGAUAAUGGCUGACCGAGUAUUUCCAAACAAUCCUGUGGAACUCAAGGCACUUUAUAACCAAUAUUUACAAUUUAAAGAAACAGAAAUUCCACCAAAGGAGACAGAUAAAUCAAAAAUCAAGCAACUAUAUAAAUUACUGGAGGUUUGGAUAGAGUUUGGGCGUAUCAAGCUCCCUCAAGGCUACCACCCAAAUGACAUAGAGAAGGAGUGGGGGAAGCUCAUUAUUGCCAUGCUUGAAAGGGAGAAGAUGCUUCGGCCAGAGGUUGAGAGGUUAGAAAUGCUGCAACAGAUUGCAAACAGAGUACAGCGAGACAGCCUGAGCUGCGAAGACAAACUAAUGCUUGCUCGAAAUGCUGUGCAGUCGGAUGGAAAACGAUUAGAAUCGGGUUUACAGUUCCAGAAUGAGGCAGAGAUUGCAGGCUAUUUACUUGAAUGUGAGAAUCUAUUGCGUCAACAAGUCAUGGAUGCUCAGAUUCUUAUUGAUGGAAAAUAUUAUCAGGCAGAUCAGCUGGUCCAGAGGGUUGCAAGACUAAGAGACGACCUUAUGGCCUUAAGAGCAGAGUGCUCCUCGAUAUACAGCAAGGGGAGAACGCUGACAACAGAACAGACCAAGAUGAUGAUAUCAGGAAUAACACAAAGCUUAAACUCAGGAUUUGCACCAAACUUAAGCCCUACUUUAAGCUCUGGACUUGGCCAGGGUUUAACCCCCUCCUUGACUUCAUCUAGUCUGGCAUCAGGUUUAUCAUCAGGUUUUUCUUCAAGACUAACUCCAUCCAUCACCCCAGCAUACACACCAGGUUUUCCUCCAAGGUUAAUUCAAAGCUACGUAACAGGUGUGGAUAGCGGUGCGCUGCAAACACUUAAACUAAUGCAGAUCCGGAAGCCCCUGAUGAAAUCUGCAUUUGUUGACCAGAAUUUAACAGAAGAGGAAGUCAACAUGCAAUUUGUUCAGGAUCUCUUAAGAUGGGUAGAUGAAAUGCAGGUACAACUGGAUCGGGCUGAAUGGGGUUCAGAUUUGCCGAGCGUUGAAAGCCAUGUAGAAAAUCACAAGAACGUUCAUAAAGCUAUUGAAGAAUUUGAGUCAAGCCUUAAAGAAGCAAAAAUCAGUGAGAUCCAAAUGACGGCUCCCCUCAAACUCAGCUAUGCAGAAAAAUUGCACAAACUGGAGAGCCAAUAUGCAAAACUCUUGAAUACAUCAAGAAAUCAGGAAAGACACCUUGAUACCCUUCACAACUUUGUAUCUCGUGCUACCAGAGAACUAAUAUGGUUGAAUGAAAAAGAGGAAGAGGAGGUUGCAUAUGACUGGAGUGAAAGAAACACAAAUGUAGCAAGGAAGAAGGAAUACCAUGCAGAACUUAUGAGAGAACUUGAUCAGAAAGAAGAAGUUAUUAAAUCAGUUCAGGAAAUAGCAGAACAAUUGCUUCUAGAAAACCACCCUGCAAGAUUAACUAUUGAGGCCUACAGAGCUGCAAUGCAAACACAGUGGAGCUGGAUUUUACAACUUUGCCAGUGUGUUGAACAGCAUUUAAGAGAAAAUGCUGCAUAUUUAGAGUUUUUCAAUGAUGCCAAAGAGGCCAUGGAUUACUUGAAGAAUUUAAGAGAUGCCAUACAACGGAAGUACAGCUGUGAUAGGUCCAGUAGCAUUCACAGAUUGGAGGAUCUGAUCCAGGAGUCUAUGGAAGAAAAAGAACAGCUUCUGCAAUACAAGAGCACUGUGGCGGGUCUUGUGGGAAGAUCCAAGAGUAUAGUUCAGCUGAAGCCAAGGAAUCCAGAUAAUGCACUCAAAACAUCCAUCCCAAUUAAAGCCAUCUGUGACUACAGACAGAUAGAGAUAACCAUUUACAAAAAUGAUGAAUGUGUUCUAGCAAGCAAUUCACACCGGGCGAAAUGGAAAGUGAUUAGUCCGAGUGGUAAUGAGGCCAUGGUGCCUUCUGUGUGUUUUACAGUUCCUCCACCAAACAAAGAAGCAAUAGACACUGCAAACAGAAUUGAACAGCAAUAUCAGAGUGUUUUAACCCUUUGGCACAAAUCACAUAUAAACAUGAAGAGUGUGGUUUCCUGGCAUUACUUGACACAUGAAAUUGAAACUGUUCGAGCUGGUAACAUUGCUUCGAUAAAGACACUCUUGCCAGGUGAACACCAGCAAGUUUUAAGCAACUUGCAGUCCCGUUUUAAUGACUUUCUGGAAGACAGUCAGGAAUCUAAAGUCUUCUCUAUCGCUGACAUUGCACAGUUGGAAAGGGAGGUAAAUGUCUGCAAGGAGUACUAUCAAGAGCUCCUUAAGUCUGCUGAGAGAGAGGAGCAUGAGGAAUCCAUUUACAACCUCUACAUCUCAGAAGUACGAAACAUCCGACUUCGUUUGGAGAAUUGUGAAGAUCGUUUGAUUAGUCAGCUUCGAACGCCGCUAGAGAGAGAUGACUUACGUGAAAGUGUGUUUCGGAUUUCUGAACAAGAAAAGCUGAAGAAGGAGUUGGAUCGACUUAAGGAAGACUUGGAAACAGUCACAGAUAAAUGCGAUGAGUUUUUCAGUCAAGCUGCUGGUUCACCCUCAGUCCCUGCUUUGCGGUCGGAACUUAAUCUCUUAAUUCAGAAUAUGAAUCAGAUUUACUCCAUGUCUUCCAUUUAUAUUGAAAAGUUAAAAACUAUAAAUUUGGUGCUCAAGAACACACAGGGAGCUGAGUCACUAGUAAAACUAUAUGAAACUAAGCUAUGUGAGGAAGAACCGUUGACUGCCAGCAAGAGCAAUAUUGAGAACUUGAUGGGUACAUUAAAGCAAUGGAGAUCAGAGGUUGAUGAAAAGAGAGAAGUGUUGCACGCUUUAGAAGAUGAACUCCAGAAAGCCAAAGCAAUCAGUGUUCAGAUGUUUAAAACACACAAAGAACGUGAUUUGGACUUUGACUGGCACAAAGAGAAAGCUGAUCAGCUAACCGAGAGGUGGCAGAAUGUUCACGGUCAAAUUGAAAACAGGUUGCGUGACUUAGAGAGCAUCAGUAAAUCUCUGAAGUACUACAGGGAUACUUACAGUGCACUGGAUAGCUGGAUUAAGCAAGUUGAAGAAACUCAGCAAAGAUUUCAGGAAGAUCCACCUCAGAACAGUAAAGCUCUGGUCAAACAGCUAAACAAGCAAAAGAUGCUGGUUUCUGAAAUAGAAAUGAAACAAAGCAAAUUGGAUGAAUGUCAGAAGUACUCUGAGCAGUAUUCAGCUGCAGUAAAGGACUAUGAGUUGCAGACAAUGACUUACAGGGCCAUGGUUGACUCCCAGCAAAAAUCGCCAGUGAAACGUCGAAGAAUGCAGAACUCUUCUGAUUUUAUUAUCCAAGAGUUCAUGGAUUUACGAACACGCUAUACAGCUUUAGUAACCUUGAUGACUCAGUACAUAAAGUUUGCUGGUGACUCCCUGAAAAGGCUAGAAGAGGAAGAGAAAUCAGUGGAAGAAGAAAAGAAAGAACACGUUGAGAAGGCUGUGGACUUAAUGAAAUGGGUCUCAAAUAUCACCAAGAGUCUCAGCAAAGGAGAAAGGCCUGAAAAAGCAAAUUUUCUUAAAAGACAGAUUUCUUCUGAUGAGCUGUCAGCCAAGAAAGAACAGAUAUCAGAGGCUUUGCAAACAACACAGUCAUUUUUAGCAAAGCACAGUGAUAAAAUGACAGAUGAAGAGAAAAAUGAAAUGGAAAACCACAUUCAGUCACUGCAAGAAGGUUAUAAACUGUUAUCUAAUGAAGAUUUGAAGCAAUUGCAGGAGGAGCAAAAUGUAGACGAUGAAAACAUGGAUGAGAAGGUGGACAGAGUCAUAGCUGGCAUCAUUGAUCAAACAACUGGAGAGAUUUUUUCAGUCUUCCAGUCACUUUGUAAAGGCCUUAUUGACUAUGACACCGGAAUUCGAUUACUUGAGAGUCAGCUCAUUUUAUCAGGUCUGAUUUUACCAGUUCCAGGAAAGAGUUUUGACCUUGAAGAAGCCAGAACCUGUAAACUUGUUGAUGAACAGACUGCAUCACAAUUACAAGAUAUGCAGAAGGCUAAAAAGAUCAUUUCAGAAUCACAAGCAACAGUACUACCAGUUAUAGCUGCUUUCGAAAAGGGUCUAAUUUCAGAAUCCCUGACUGUUAAAAUUCUUGAGAUUCAGCUUUCCAGGGGGCAUCUAGUGAUACCAUCCACAGGAGAACAACUGACUUUGCAGAAAGCUUUCCAGAGGGACCUGAUUUCAGGAAGAUUAUAUACUCAUCUGCUAGAAAGACAUGACAUGUGCAGAGACCUUAUUGAUCCCAGCACCACAGAAAAGGUUUCCCUUGAAGAAUUGCUUGAAAGAACUGUAAUACAUCAAGACACAGGCUUGAGGCUGUUACCUGUGACCCCUCAAGAAAAAGGCAGAAUAAUAUUAAAAUGUGGGAGGAAGAUAAGUAUUCAGAGAGCAGCACAUGAAGGACUCAUAGAGAGAGAGACUAUGUUUAGACUUCUAGAGACUCAGCUACUUUCUGGGGGUAUAAUUCACCCAGAAGCAGGACACAGAAUGAGUGUUGAAGAUGCUAUGAGAGAAGGGGUUAUUGAUCAGGAUGCUGCUUGUGCUAUUCUGACCCAUCAGGUCCAGACAGGUGGGAUCCCGUGUCCAAGUUCAUCAAAGCGUCUGACUAUCGAUGAAGCUGUACAGUGCAACUUGAUAUCCUCUAGCAGUGCUUUGCUAGUGCUGCAGGCCCAGCAAGCCUUCAUUGGCCUCAUCUGGCCACACAGUGGUGAAAUAUUUCCUGUAUCUACAUCUUUACACCAAGGCAUGGUCACAAAUGAGAUAGCCUGCAAAAUUCUAAACGGCCGUCAAAAAAUAGCAGGACUUUAUAUUCCAGAGACAUGUGAAGUGAUCAGCCUGGAUAAUGCUGCUCAGCGUGGAGAAAUAAAUAAUAACACUGCAUCUGUUUUGAAUAAUGUCACGCUACCAGACAAAAUGCCUAAUGUGCAUGAUAUAACAUUCCCUUUUAAAAGAGCUGCAUGGUCGCUUUCAUCUUGUGGACUUCACCCAUUUGUCCCACAUGAUGAUAAAAUGGAUGUAGAUGCUUCUGACACCGGCAAGAUCUUGCCUCACAGAUCAGAACAAACUCAAAAUUUAUUCAUAUCUUACCUACUGAUAAAUAGUUACAUGGAUGCAAACACAGGGCAGAGACUUUUGCUAUACUGCAGCGACUUAAAUAAAACUGUUGGUUUGUUAAUGCAUAGUAAUGAAUCUGAAUAUAGUACAAGUGAGACUAAACAACAAUUUUGUGACACAAGUGUAAGCACAGAAGCACCCAGCUUUGAGCAUCUGCAGCCUAAAAAUAUGGUGCUUAGCAAUAUUACCAGAUCCACUUUAGACCCGCAGAAAAGUGUGCAAAAUAUUUCCAGUGACUACAGCAGGAAUGAGUCUUGCAAAGAAAGUCACCCUAAUGACAAAAACUCUGGGAGCAAUUAUUUUUCUGUUAUGGCUAGUGGUUCAGAGCAGUCAAAAUGUGUUGUGGACACUUUAUUUUGUAAACAGGAAUGUGUCUCUGGAAGGAUGAUCACUACAAAUCAGAAUCCUGAAAAAGAAAAUAUGUUUCAAAGUUUGCCAGAAUAUUGUGAGCAAAUGGCAGUGGAAGUAUGUGAAAAUGUAACUGAGCAACCUGAUGUUACCAUUGGUAAGGCUGUUGAGUCUCUUUCAAAGUAUUCAGUAGAGGUUCUCCCACCUAAAAUAAAUGAAGAUUAUAUUUGUGCUGUAGAGAAGAGAAAGAUCAAGGAGAAUGAAAACCAUUUUUCAGGCACUUUAGCUAAUUUUUUAGUUGUUGGUAAAGAAGUUCAAAAGAUCACAGAUGUUUCACAUCUUCCGAUCGAUACUGUGCAGAACUGCAUUCCUAAUGUUUUGCAGUCUAAAGGAGAAAUUAUGUCAAAGAAAGAAAAUGAAGUAAGUGAUGGGUUUCAGAAUAGUUUAUAUGCCAGUGUGGGAUCUGACAAUAAACUUUUAAAUGAACUUACUGAAGGAGAAUGUGUGACUUGCAAUGACAGUGAGACACUGAAGUCAGAAACUAACAGUGCUUUGCUGCUACCUAACUACAAUGAUGGCAACCCCAGGUCUCCUUUGCAAGGUUUCACUGAUUCAAAUGGCACGUUACCUUUAGUAGAUCACACUCUAAUGCAUGAUAUCCAUCUGCCAAAAGAUUCUGAUCACAUAAAGCUGCAGCUAGAAGAGCUUUCAGAUAUCUGUGACCAUCAGCCAUUGGAAGAACCUGCUAAUAAACCUAGUGUUUGCCCAUUGGAAUAUCCUACUGCAGCACAAGGCGCAUCAACAUUGGGAUUCAUAGAGGAUAAGCAUUAUCCAUCAAUGAAAGACUACAGCAAUAACGAAAGUAUACCAGUGCUAGAAAAUCAUACUUUUACCAUUGGUAAAGACCUGAUAGAAGACAAAACUGGUUGCAUUAAUGAAUUAUUGCAGGACCAACAGAUUGAAAGUAGGUCUUUGGAAAAUUAUAUUGUUGACAGUGACAGACAACAACUCGUAGAGCAGGCAAACUUAUGUAGCAUAUAUGACAAUCAUACCACUUGCAAUGGGGUUCCACUACUGGAAAAUCAUAAUGAAUGUAGACAAGCUAGGGCACUUAUGGGAACCAGUGACAUUAGUCAUUCAGAGCUACCACUGGAAGAUUACACUGAUACAAAUGCCAAGCCCCCAGAGAAUGUCAGUCCUCACAUUCUUGAUGGAGCAUUCAUUAAGAUUAAUGCUAAUAGCCAGUCUAAUAUUAAUUGUGACCUGGCCAGUGUACACUCUGUGGGUGAAAGUGAAGCAACAUUUUCAUGUGGCAGGUUGCUUCUGAAAGAUAUUAACGGAAAGCCUUCUGAGCCACUGCAUGAAAACAAGCGUAGCUCUCCUCUGUCAGAAGAUGGGAAUGAAUACAAAGACAGAAAAGACCUUUGUGGCAUGGUUCAGGAUGUGGACCACAGUGAGCAGGUUUCUGAUUCUACACAGAUGGAAAGUGACAAUGAUUAUUACAAUUUGGCCAAAACUGAUGAGGAUGACACCUUUGUGGUAAACGAUAAUGUAAUUUUAGAGUCUGACACUACUGCAGUAACCAUCAUGGCAAGAGUAGAGAAGCCAGUAAGUGCACAAGAAGAAGGAGACUCUUCUCUGAUCAGCCCGAAUAACAAAGAGGAAGAUAUUCUAUGCUUUAGUGUAUUAAGUGACACAGGUACAUUUGAAAUUAUGAACACAGCAGCAUUCAGUGCAAAGAUACUGGACACAGUCCUAGAAGAGGUAGAAGAAAGUGUAGACGUGGAAAAGGAAGAUAAGGAAAAAGAAAGUGGAGAAAGAAGAGAGACUGACCUUACUUCACUGUUAAAUAUGCAUAAGGCUAAAUUGAAAGGAGUGGGACGUGAAGAAAUUAGAAAGUGUGAAAGCGAGGUAGACGACAGUGAAUGUGAAAGUGUAGGUGAGGAUAAUGAUGGUGAUGACAGUGAUGACACUGAAGAUGACUUUAAGGGUUAUGAUUAUAUGGAUUUAGAUUAUGAUACUUCGGAUGAUACUGACUAUGAGAAUAAAGAAGUGAUGGAAAUGCACUAUUCACAGUGCUGUGAAGAAAGUUCUAGGCUCCAGGUGUCUGCGCUUUUGGAAACAACAGAAGACAAGAGUUUACAUAGUGAAGAUAGUUUGCACUCAGAGUCAAAAUGUGAUUUGCUGUGCUUUGAAAGCUACAAGGUUGAUGGAUUCCAAAACAUAGCUGAUCCUGCUGAAGAAAGUAUUCAAAAACUUGCAUGGAAAAGUGACGGAAAGGAGAAAGAAACCAAUCAGGUGUCUGAGUCUGUCAUGGAAAAUGAAUGUAUGUUACAUGAAAGUGUUCUAAGACAAAGCAGUGAAAUCUCUCAUGUAGACUCGAGCAUAGGUACGACGUUAGAGAUUGUACAGGCUGAGAUAGAUCUACCGUAUGAAAGACACACAUGCACUGAGCUGCGCAGGCCUCAAAUGUAUGAAGAUAAUGUAGUAGUGACAUCAUCAGACCAUGGCCUAAAGGCAGUAGAUGAUGGAAAAUCAAUACAAGCAGUUGCCAAUCAAGAUGAAACAGACAGUUUUAUUGAAGAUAAUAUCCAGGAAUCAAGUGUAUUGAGAGAGAGCCCAGAAAAGACCUGUUCAUCAGUAAUUAAAAAUGGAUCUGAAAUUAUUCUUUCAUGUGACCAACAUUCAAAAGGAACUGCAUCAGCUAUACACUCCAGUGGCAUUGGUACAGGUGUAUCAGUGGACCAUACAGAGGAUUUUGACCUUUCUGCUUACCUAAAGCAAUGUGCAAAAGAUGUACAAACCAAAGAUACCUUAACACUGAAAGAGGAGAGUGCAUAUUACUUUAAGGAAGUUAAAAGAGACCAGGAAGGUAUACAGAAUAGAAAUGAACUAAUGGUAACUAACAAGGACAAACAACAUCCAGCCGAACCAAAUUCUAAAGCUCUGCCAUCUUUUACAUCAGUAAUAUCAGAACUGGAAAAAUCCAAAGAUAGCAAAGAAAGCAAGGUUACUGUUCCUUCUGAAACUUAUCAUGACAAAAUGCAAGCCCACGAAUGUGCCAUUAGUAGUAUGAAGCAUGUUGAAGAAUUAGGUAAUAGUGCUGAAACAGAGUAUAAGGACCAUAAACAUGUAAUAGAUUUCCCUCCCAAUAUAGUAGCCCCUACGUAUGAUAACACACAUGGAACUGAGAAGACCAUGCAUGAAACACUGAUUAGUCAUGGUGAAAAGGAAGUGACUAAGGAAGACAAAAUUCUAGACCAGGAGUCUGCUCUUUUUGAAAGGAGUGUCAGGGGGGAAGUGCAACAACCACAAAAAGAUGCAGUGUUUCCUAAUUUUGCUCCUGUGCAGGAGCAUUUAGUGCAUCCUUCUGAAAUGUCAGCUGCCUUAUCCCAAGGCUUAACAAGUAUACUCAGAUGUAUGCAGGAGGAUGAACCUUUAAGUUAUACCAGUACAAGAGCUUUAAUGCAAAACUUACUUAAAAUGGCUAAUUCCACACUCUGCGAGGGUGAGGAUUCUAAUCAAUCCGGUGUCAAAAAUACAAACCAUGAUAUUAGACCUGCUUCAAAAAUAGCUGUUGCUAACAAGAAUAAUCCUGCCCCAUGUCUUUGGCUUAAUAAUAGAAGUCCUGAUCUCCUCCUUGAUAUACUGAAGCAAGACUAUUGCAACCAAAGUAUUGGUGGCACACAUGGAACAAUGGAUGGGAACUCCCAGACUGAAACACAGCAACAGGGAAAAACUGAGACUCAUGCACAGAAUGUUUCCCAGCUUGAUCGAAAUAGAAUGUCAAUUGUAUUAGAAGCAGAAGCUGCUCCACAGAAUCCUUUGGCACCCAGUAAGGCUUUUGCUUUGAAAGGGGACCAUCAGUCUGACCAUCUGCCCCAAAGCUUUUCUCGUGAUGAUAUGGACACGAAGGAACCAGUAGCAAGACUUGAUUCAACAAGCAUGUACACAGAGAAGCUGAAAAGGCACGCAAGAGUGGUUCAAGAUAUGAAAUUCUUCUUAGAUGAUCUGCAGCCCAUCAGUAAUGACCUGGAAACCCUGAAAGUUCAACUUGAACAGUUAGAAUCCUUUGAAUCAGGAUUGGCUGGCUUUGCUGUUACUUUGAAGAAAGAUUUGAAGGUGGCAGAAGAAUUUGUAAAGCUUCAGCAUAGAGAUGCUCCCAGUGACCAACUUGAAGACCUAAGGAAACAAUAUGAACAUUUAGAAAAGGAUUUCUUUCUGGUCUGUGACAUGUCUUCAAAGCAUGCAAAGCAAAUAGUCUUUGCAGUAGAUGCUGAAAUGGCUAAACUGGCAGUGUUGCAUCAGGAACAUCUAGUUAGGCUUCAGGAAUCUGCAGAUUGGAUCAUGGAAAAGAGUGAAACCAUGAAUAAUCUCCAGGUGGACAUAUGUGAUUUGGAAGAUGUGAAGCACAGGUUUCAGUUACUCAAGGAAAUAGAAAAAAAGCUUGGAUCUAGAAAAGUGCACCUGGAGUCCACAGCACUUGAUGUUCAGUUCUUCAUUUCUGAACAUGCCCAAGACCUUUCCCCAAACCAGAGCAAGCAGUUACUGAGACUAUUAAAUGCUACACAGAAGCGUUUCCAGGAAAUGCAAGAAACAACAAAAUCUCAAGCAGACCAUUUAGAAACUCUAAUACAGACUGCACAAGUUCUUGUCGACCAGAAGGACUUGGCAGAACAGCACCAGGAAUUCAAAGAGAAGGUGCAGGAUAUAUGUGACCUUCUAACGCAGACUGAAAACCAGCUCAUCGGCCACCAGGAAGCUCUUGUUAUUGAGAGGGGCAAGUCUGAGUUGCAGCAAUAUCAAACCAAGCAAGAGGAGCUACAGAAAGACUUGUUAGCAAACACACAGGCAUUGGCAGAGAUUGUGAAAAACACAGAUAUGUUCUUGAAAGAAAAUGGGAGGAAGCUGUCGCAAGAAGACAAGACUGCUCUUGAGAAGAAGCUGAAUGAAGCCAAGACAAAGUGCCUUCUGCUGAGCCAGAAAGCUGAGGAAUCAAGAAAAGAGCUGGAUAAGGCGGUGACAACAGCCAUUAAGCAGGAAACAGAAAAGGUUGCAGCCAGGGAGCAGCUGGAAGAGAGCAAAAGUACAAUAGAAAAUCUUCUUAACUGGUUGUCGAACAUAGACAAGGAUGCGGAACAUUUGGAAAAGGAAUGUCAGCCAGUAAUCAAGCAGAAUGGCAACCAUUUCCAAGAAGGGGACAUGGAGGACUUGGUUGGAGAAGAUGAUGAGGUGAAUGGUAACUUUUUUGACGUUGAGCAACAGAAUGAAUCCCAAGUGGACGGACAAGUGAAACUCAAGGAAGAUAAUCUCAACAAACAAUAUCAGAAAAUCAAGGCUCAGCAUGAGAAAAUUAUUUCACAACAGCAAGCAGUCAUAAUAGCCACCCAAUCAGCCCAAGCCCUGCUUGAGAAGCAAGGUAAUCAUCUCUCUCCAGAGGAGAAAGAGAAGGUACAAAGGAAUAUAAAAGAACUGAAAAUGCAGUAUGACACCGCUUUGGCUGAAUCGGAGCACAAGCUGAAGUUAACGCGUUCUCUGCAGGAAGAGCUUGAGAAAUUUGACGCAGACUACAGCGAGUUUGAAAGUUGGCUUCAGCAGGCGGAACAAGAGCUUGAAAACCUGGAGAUGGGUACAUCUGACUUUGGUGGCGUUCUCGCCAAACUGAAAAGGCAGAAAAGUUUCUCAGAAGAUGUCAUUUCUCACAAAGGGGACUUGAGGUAUAUCACCAUUUCUGGGCAAAGAGUGCUGGAUGCUGCGAAGUCAUGUGACAAAAGAGACGGGUUCGGCUAUGACAAGGAAGGCACUGAGAGUUCGUCAACGUAUACAGAAGUACAGAAUAAGCUGGAUGGUGCAACAGCUCGCUUUAAAUCUCUCUAUUCCAAGUGCAGUAUCCUUGGAAACAACCUCAAAGACCUGGUAGAUAAGUACCGGAAUUAUGAGGAUGCUUCCUCUGGACUUCUGUCAGGACUCCAGGCAUCUGAAGACGCUGUUAAUAAACAACUUUCUGAGGCAGUUGCCGUGGAUCCAAAAAAUCUCCAGAGGCAAUUAGAAGAAACCAAGGUUCUUCAGGGACAGGUGGCAGGUCAUCAGAUUGCUGUAGAGAAACUCAAGAAAGCAGUUGAAGUGCUCUUGGACGUCAGGGGAGAAUUGCUGCCAGAUAAAGAAAUGAUCCAGAAUACAGUGGAUACGGUUGUGGACAAGUAUAACCACUUGUCCAAAGCAGUCAGUGACCGGAAUGAGAAACUCCAGAUCACUCUGACGCGUUCUUUAAGUGUUCAGGAUGGAUUGAAUGAAAUGCUUGAUUGGAUGAAUGACGUUGAGAAGUGCCUUGAGGAGCAAAGUCAAGUGCCUUUGAAUUCUGCUGCCAUUCAGGAAGUCAUUAGUAAAAGCAUGGCACUAGAACAAGAUAUUGCAGGUCGCCAGAGCAGUCUAAAUGCCAUGAGUGAAAAAGUGAACAAAUUCAUUGAAAAAACAGAUCCAUCCACUGCAUCCUCUUUACAAGCUAAAAUGAACCAGCUCUCUGAACGAUUUUGUGAAGCCAGUAAGAAACGCAAGAAGAAACUUGAAAAGAUGGAGCAAUUGAAGUCAAAAUUGGAACUAUUUGAGUGCCUCUCGGAUAAACUUCAGUCAUUCUUAGACAAGAAAGCUCAGGCUAUCGGUGAAGCUGAUAUCCCAGGGAAGGAUGUUACUGAAAUGUCUGUGUAUAUGCAGGAAACCCAUUCUGAAUUGGCAGAGCAGAAAAAAGAUCUUGAAGCUUUGCAGCACCUUGUUGAAGAACUUUCUUCGCAUGCUCUCCCUGGAGACAAGUCAUUAGUGUUAGAAAAAGUCAACAGUUUGUCAAAGAAGUUCAGGGCGAUGGAGGAGACAGUGCGAGAAAAAGAAGAAGACGUGUCCUCUUGUCAACAACAAAUGGAUACAUUCAAGCUUCAUGUAGCAUGUUUAAAAAAAUGGAUAGAUGAAAUGACAGAAAGGAUUCCAACGAUUCAGCCUUCUUUAAGUUCUGAGACUUUAAAGAAAUGUUUACAGAACACCAAGAAUUUGGAAGAUGAAUGGAUUUCAAAGGCACCUGAAAUUCAGAAAAUGACUAGCAGAGGAGUAGCAUUAUGUAACCUAAUCCACGCUGUGACUUCCCCUGCAAAAACAAGAGGAGUCAAAUCAGAUAUCAGUGGAACAGUGUUAAAUGGUGAAGGAGGUACUACAGGUAUCCAGGGUUUCCUAACAAACAAAGAACUCGCUGCUGUUCAACAGGACAUGUCAACUGUGAGCCAUAACUAUGAUGACUUGGGAGGAAUAUUGAAAGAUAAAAGAUCAGAAUUAGAAUCCAUGCUUAUGAACAUGCAGAAUGUCCAAGAAGAAUCAAAUUCGAUGAUGGAAUGGUUACAGAAAAUGGAUAUGGCUGCAGCAAAAUGGGAAGCUGCUCUCCUAGAUGGCGAAGCAGUCAAGGAACAAGUGGAGCAACAUAAGCUAUUUGAAACAGAGUUGAAACAGAAUGAGAAUAAACUGCAAGAGCUCAAAGACAGAGUCACAGAGUUGCUGGAGAAGAACCCAGACUCCCCUGAGGCACCCAAAUGGAAACAGAUGUUGGAUAAAAUAGAUUCCAAAUGGAAAGAACUCAGCCAAAUAGCCACUGAUAGACAGAAAAAACUGGAAGAGUCAUCAAAUUAUCUGACCCAGUUUCAGACCGCAGAAUCUCAGCUGAAACAGUGGCUGGUGGAAAAGGAAUUAAUGAUCAGUGUGCUUGGACCUCUGUCAAUUGAUCCCAACAUGUUAAAUACACAAAAGCAGCAAGUUCAGAUUCUACUCAAGGAGUUUGACACGCGAAAGCCUCAGUAUGAACAGUUAACCAUGGCAGGGCAAGGAAUUCUGAAGAGACCAGGUGAACAUCCACCAUCUCAUGAAACUGUGAGGCAGCAGUUGGCAGCUGUGGCACAGAAAUGGGAUGGCUUGACAGGACAGCUGAGGGACCGAUGUGGGCGAAUUGACCAAGCCAUUGUCAAAAGCGCAGAAUACCAAAGCUGUCUGAAAAACCUCUCUGAGAAGUUUAGUGCCUUGGAUAAUAAACUCAGCAGCAGCCUGGCUGUAAGUACAGACCCUGAUGCUGUGAAGCAGCAGCUGGAAGUGGCCAGAGAACUGAAACAGGAAAUAGAGCAGGAGCUGUCAAACAUAAAUGCUGCUCGGACUCUUUGUGAAGAACUAGCUGUGCUGGUGGCAGAAGAUUACUUGAAAAUGGAGCUUGCCAGGCAAUUAGAAGGUGUCAUAAAGCCCUUUAAGGAAAUGGAACAAAAAUCAGGCAGUCACAUUGAGCAACUUCAGUCAACGUAUGCUAGUUCCCAUCAGUUCCAACAAAUGUCCAAGGACUUCCAAGCUUGGCUGGAUGAAAAGAAAGAGGAACAGAAGCGGUCUUGCCCCAUCUCUGCCAAUCUGGAAUCAUUGCAGUCACUAAUUAAUGGUCAGAAAGCACUAAAGGUGACUUUGUCUGAACAGAUUGGUUCUUAUGAAAAAAUAAUUGCGGAAGGUGAAAACUUGCUCCAGAAGACUCAAGGGUCUGAGAGGGCAGAGCUGCAGUCCCAGCUGAACAUGCUGAAAGGGAACUGGGGUGAAAUGAAUAGGCAAGUGAAAGAAAAUCAAGACAGGUUGAAUGACUGUCUAGAAAAAGCCCUCAGGUACAAAGAGCAUGCAGAGAACUUGCAGUCCUGGUUAAUAAAGUGCCAAAGCAACCUCUCUGAGAUCAAAAUAAGAACAGACCCUGUUGAGCUCGAGAAGACCUUCGCUCAGGUGAAGACCUUGCAGAAGGACUUGGAUAAACAUCAAGGAAUGGUGGAGCUGUUGAGCAACGCGGCGGCAAUGCUGCUUAGUGCCUGUGAGACAGACAAAGACGUUAUUCAAGAGGAAAUGGCACUGCUGAUCCAGAAAGUUGAUACGGUUGCAGAACAAGUGCAUACUAAGAGAGAGGGCCUGGAAAAGAUGGCUCAGAGACUAAAAGAGUUUCAGGAAUCGUCCAGGGAAGUUAAAGAGCAGCUUCAGAAGGCCAGAGAGCAGCUGGAAACUUAUGGUACUUUGAAACCCCAAACUUACAGCAACAAACAUUUGACACUUAUGCAAACUCAUCAGAAAGCACUCCAGACCUUAAAGCCUCAAGUGGACCUGACCAAAAAGCUUGCCCAAGAAAUUGUGGUGAACACUUCUGAUUCAUCAGGUGUUUCUGACCUCUUGCUGCAAGCGGAAACAUUAGAAGAAGAACACAGUGCCAUCACCCGGCAGGUCGAAGACAAAUGUUCCUUUCUGGAAACCAAACUUCAGGGCAUUGGUCAUUUCCAAAACACCAUCCGAGAGAUGUUUUCCCAGUUUGCAGAGUUUGAUGAUGAGUUGGAUAGCAUGGCAUCUGUGGGCAGGGACUUAAUUACACUACAGUCUCAGCGAGAGGAUAUCCAGACGUUCCUGAAGAAGUUGGAAGACCUUAUAACCAGUAAUGAAAAUGCAAACAAGACUUGUAAAGCAAUGUUAGCAAGUGAAGCCGAAGCUUCUCCUGAUGUAGCAGGCAUAAAGAGAGACUUGGAGGCUUUAAACAAGCAAUGCAAUAAAUUGUUGGACAGAGCAAGGGCUAGAAAGGAACAAGUAGAGGGGACUAUUUGUCGCAUUGAAGAGUUCUACCAUAAACUGAAGGAGUUUUGCAAGCUUCUUGGGGAAGCAGAAGAACAUGAAGAGUCCCAAGGUCCUGUCGGAAUGGAAACAGAGAUUAUUAAUCAACAGCUGAAAGUAUUCAAGGUAUUCGAGAAGGAGGAGGUUGAUCCACUGCAGGUUAAGCAACAGGAGGUGAAUUGGUUGGGUCAAGGCCUUAUUCAGAGUGCUGCUAAAAACACAAGCAUUGAUAACCUUGAACGUGAUCUUGAAGAUGUUAACACGAGAUGGAAAACGCUCAACAAAAAGGUUGCCCAAAGAGCAGCUCAAUUGCAAGAAGCAUUACUCCACUGUGGGAGGUUUCAAGAUGCUCUCGAAUCCAUACUCAGCUGGCUGAUUGACACUGAGGAUCUGGUGGCUAAUCAAAAACCUCCAUCAGCUGAGUUUAAAGUUGUAAAGGCCCAAAUCCAGGAACAAAAACUUCUCCAGAGGUUGCUGGAUGACCGCAAGCCCACUGUCGAACUAAUCAAGCGUGAGGGGGAGAAAAUUGCAGAGUCAGCAGAGCCUGGUGAUAAACGGAAGAUCUUGAAACAGCUGAGCCUCCUAAAUAGCAGAUGGGAUGUGUUGCUCAAUAAGGCUGAAGCCAGGAAUUGUCAGUUGGAAAAGAUCUCAGCUGUAGCACAGCAAUUCCAUGAAACCUUAGAACCCAUAGUUGAAUGGCUAACCACCACUGAGAAAAAGCUUUCAAAUUCUGAGCCCAUUGGAACACAGGCCUCCAAAUUACAACAGCAGAUAUCUCAACAUAAAGCCUCAGAGGAAGACAUCAUUAUUCGCAAUAAAAAUUUACAGCAAGCUAUUAGUAUUGGGGAGGCUUUAAAGACAUUGAGCUCCAGGGAAGAUAAAGAUAUGGUGCAGGAGAAACUAGAUUCAUCCAAAACCCGAUAUAUUGAGAUCCAGGAGAAAAGCAGCAGAAGGGGUGAGCUGCUCCAGCAAGCCUAUUGCAACGCUCAGAUUUUUGGAGAGGAUGAAGUUGAAUUGAUGAAUUGGCUGAAUGAAGUCCAUCAGAGGUUGAGCAAAUUGGCAGUCCAAGACUACAAUACUGACUUGCUUGUGAAACAACACACUGAAAUGCUGGUUCUUCAAGAAGAGAUUCUGCUCAGAAAGCAAAAUGUUGAUCAAGCAAUACAAAAUGGUUUGGAGCUCCUCAAACAAACUACAGGCGAUGAAGUUGUCAUAAUCCAAGAUAAAUUGGAGGGCAUUAAAGCAAGAUACAAAGACAUCACUAAGCUGAGUUCCGAUGUAUCCAAGACCUUAGAGCAGGCUCUACAACUUUCUGGGCAGCUGCAAUCAGCUCACGAGGAACUUUGUACUUGGCUUGACAAAACUGAAGCGGAAUUACUUUCAUAUGAAGCUCAGAGCCCCAAAGGCAAAGUAUUAAAUCAAGCACAAGACAGACAAAGGGAACUGAAAAAAGAAGCAAAACAGAACAGGAGCUUAUUGGACACUCUCAAUGAAGUCAGCAGUGCUUUGCUAGAACUGGUGCCAUGGAGGGCACGAGAAGGGAUAGACAAAAUGGUCACAGAAGACAAUGAGCGGUACAGGUCAUUGACUGACACUAUAACCGAAAAAGUGGAGGAGAUUGAUGCUGCCAUUCUAAGAUCACAACAGUUUGAUCAUGCCGCUGAUGCUGAAUUGGCCUGGGCUGCUGAAACAGAGAAGAAAUUACUGUCUCUUGGUGUUAUUAGGCUCGAACGUGACCAGACCGCUGCUCAGCUACAAGUUCAAAAGGCCUUUGCUAUGGAGAUUUUAAAGCAUAAGGAUAUGAUAGAUGAACUUGUUGCAUCUGGUGAUGAGAUUAUGAAGACAUGCCCAGAAGAGGAGAAACGAGCAAUGAAGAACAAACUGAAAAGCCUCUUACAGAAAUACGAUACACUCUGUCAGAUGAAUUCUAAAAGGAAUCUCCAGCUGGAACGUGCGCAGUCUCUGGUCAGCCAGUUCUGGGAGACAUAUGAAGAGAUUUGGCCUUGGUUGACUGAAACAAAACUGGUUAUCUCGCAGCUUCCAGCACCAGCUCUUGAAUAUGAGACACUAAAGCACCAGCAAGAAGAACAUAGGCAACUACGAGAGUUGAUUGCUGAACACAAGCCUCAUAUAGACAAGAUGAACAAAACUGGACCUCAGCUUCUGGAGCUGAGCCCCAAAGAAGGAUUUUCAAUCCAAGAGAAAUAUGUAGCAGCUGAUACCCUUUACAGUCAAAUUAAGGAAGAUGUCAAAAAGCGAGCUCAGGCUCUGGAUGAAGCCAUUUCUCAGUCUACCCAGUUUCAUGACAAGAUAGAUUCAACCACUGAGAGCCUGGGACGCAUCAUUGAGCGUCUGAGGCAACCACCUUCAAUCUCUGUGGAGGUUGAGAAGAUUAAAGAACAGAUCACUGAAAAUAAGAAUGUGUCCGUGGAUCUGGAAAAACUUCAGCCAGUUUAUGAAACUCUGAAACAGCGUGGGGAGGAAAUGAUUGCACGUUCGGAAGGGGCUGAUAAAGAUAUAUCUGCUAAAGUGGUUCAAGAUAAGCUGGACCAAAUGGUCUUCAUCUGGGAAGAUAUCCAUGCUCUGGCUGAGGAAAGAGAGGCCAAACUGCUUGAUGUUAUGGAACUAGCGGAAAGGUUCUGGUGUGAUCACAUGGCUCUUGUAGUUACUAUUAAAGAUACUCAGGAUUUUAUCAAGGAACUAGAGGGACCUGGGAUUGACCCUUCUGUGGUGAAACAGCAACAAGAAUCAGCAGAGAGUAUCAAAGAAGAGGUAGAUGGGCUACAAGAAGAACUAGACGCAGUGGUCAGCCUUGGAUCUGAACUCAUAACUGCUUGUGGAGAACCUGACAAACCUUUAGUCAACAAGAGCAUAGAUGAGUUAAAUUCUGCUUGGGAUGCUUUGAAUAAAGCAUGGAAGGAGCGUGUUGACAAGCUUGGGGAAGCCAUGCAGGCUGCUGUCCAGUAUCAAGAUGGAUUGCAGGCUUUAUUUGACUGGGUGGAUAUUGCUGGCAGUAAGUUAUCGUCAAUGUCACCAGUUGGGACUGACCUAGAGACUGUGAAACAGCAAACAGAAGAACUGAAGCAAUUUAAGACAGAAGCGUAUCAGCAACAGAUAGAAAUGGAACGACUGAACCAUCAAGCAGAGCUGUUGUUGAAAAAAGUGACUGAUGACAGUGACAAGCAGACUGUACAAGAGCCCUUAUCUGAACUCAAGUUGCUAUGGGAAACUUUGGAAACCAAAAUUGUUACCCGCCAGCAUAAGCUGGAGGGUGCUUUAUUAGCUCUGGGACAGUUCCAGCAUGCCCUGGAUGAGUUGCUGACAUGGCUGACACAUACUGAAGACCUGCUGAAUGAACAGAAACCUGUGGGUGGUGACCCCAAGGCUAUUGAAAUUGAACUGGCCAAACAUCAUGUGCUUCAAAACGAUGUCUUAGCUCACCAGUCCACAGUAGAGGCAGUUAAAAAAGCAGGGAAUGAUCUGAUUCAGUCAAGUGCUGUUGAAGAAGCAAGCAAUCUCCAGAGCAAGUUGGAACUUCUCAAUCAACGUUGGCAAAAUGUCUGGGAGAAAACAGAAAAAAGGAAACAACAGCUGGACAAUGCUUUGAUCCAGGCACAAGGUUACCAUGGUGAAGUUGAAGAUCUGCAACAAUGGCUGACCGAAACUGAGCGUCAGCUUUUGGCAUCAAAGCCUCUUGGUGGUUUACCAGAAACUGCAAGAGAGCAGCUCAAUACCCAUCUGGAACUCUGUUCUGCCUUUGAAGCCAAAGAAGAGACAUACAAAUGCCUGAUGGAUAAAGGCCUACAGAUGCUUGCAAGAUGCCCAGAGUCUGUCGAAACGAAUGUUGAGCAAGACAUAAAUAACCUCAAAGAAAAAUGGGAAUCAGUAGAGGCAAAGCUCAGCGAAAGAAAAAUCAAACUGGAAGAAGCCCUCAGUUUGGCAAUGGAGUUCAAUAACUCACUGCAAGACUUUAUCAACUGGCUUACUCAAGCUGAGCAAACCCUGACAGCAGCUUCUCGGCCAAGUCUUAUCUUGGACACUGUCUUGUUUCAAGUUGAUGAGCACAAGGUCUUUGCCACAGAAGUGAAUGCCCACCGUGACCAGAUUAUAGAACUGGACAAAACUGGAACACAUCUGAAAUACUUCAGCCAGAAACAGGAUGUUGUCCUCAUUAAGAAUCUUUUGAUCAGUGUCCAGAGUAGGUGGGAAAAGGUAGUCCAGCGCUUAGUGGAGAGAGGAAGAGCUUUGGAUGAUGCAAGGAAACGAGCCAAGCAGUUCAAUGAAGCCUGGAACAAACUCAUGGAGUGGUUGGAUGAUUCAGAAAAGGCUUUAGAUGCAGAGCUGGAAAUUGCAAACGAUCCUGAUAAGAUUAAGACGCAGCUUACCCAGCAUAAGGAAUUUCAGAAAGCUCUUGGAGCCAAACAUUCUGUGUAUGACACCACAAACAGAAGUGGACGUUCUUUAAAAGAGAAAACAUCUCUUGCUGAUGACAACUUGAAACUGGAUGACAUGCUGAGUGAACUGAGAGACAAAUGGGAUACAGUAUGUGGAAAAUCUGUGGAAAGACAGAACAAACUGGAAGAAGCCCUGCUGUUUUCUGGACAAUUUACUGAUGCUCUUCAAGCUCUCAUAGAUUGGCUGUAUAAAGUGGAACCGCAGCUGGCCGAAGAUCAACCCGUGCACGGAGAUGUUGAUUUAGUGAUGAACUUAAUAGAUAAUCACAAAGUGUUCCAGAAGGAACUGGGCAAGAGGACAAGUGGCGUCCAGGCUUUGAAACGCUCUGCCCGAGAGCUGAUCGAAGGCAGUCGCGAUGAUUCCUCCUGGGUGAAGGUCCAAAUGCAGGAACUCAGCACUCGUUGGGAGACUGUGUGUGCGCUGUCUGUCUCCAAGCAGACACGACUAGAACAAGCCCUCCACCAGGCAGAGGAAUUUCACUCUGUGGUUCAUGUUCUUUUGGAAUGGCUGGCUGAGGCUGAACAGGCGCUUCGUUUCCAUGGCAUCCUCCCAGAUGAUGAAGAGGCUUUGCGAGCACUAAUAGAUCAGCAUCGGGAAUUCAUGAGGAAACUGGAAGAGAAAAAGACUGAAUUAAAUAAAGCCACAGGUAUGGGAGAGGCCAUCUUGGCUAUCUGCCACCCAGACUCCAUCACUACCAUUAAGCACUGGAUAACAAUCAUCAGAGCAAGGUUUGAAGAGGUGUUAGCAUGGGCAAAGCAACAUCAGCAGAGACUGGCAGGAGCCCUGGCCACUCUGAUUGCAAACCAGGAGUUAUUGGAAGCAUUGUUGUCCUGGCUGCAGUGGGCAGAGACUACUCUGAGUGAAAAAGACAAGGAAGACAUUCCUCAGGAAAUUGACGAUGUUAAAGCACUCAUAGCUGAACACCAGAUGUUUAUGGAAGAAAUGACUAGAAAACAGCCUGAUGUUGAUAAAGUUACUAAGAUACACAAAAGGAAAGCCGCUGAAUCUACUCCAGUCCAGUCUCAGAUUCCUGUACUUGAUAAAGGAAGAGGAGGACGGAAACGUUCCCCAACACCAAGUUUGUAUCCAUCAGGUGCACAGACCCAGAUUGAAACCAAGAAUCCACGGGUGAACCUGUUAGUCAGCAAGUGGCAACAAGUCUGGCUCCUAGCCCUGGAAAGAAGAAGGAAAUUGAAUGAUGCUUUAGACCGACUAGAGGAACUGAAGGAAUUUGCAAACUUUGAUUUUGAUAUUUGGCGGAAAAAAUAUAUGCGGUGGAUGAACCAUAAGAAAUCUCGAGUGAUGGACUUCUUUAGGAGGAUAGAUAAAGAUCAGGAUGGAAAGAUAACAAGGCAGGAAUUUAUUGAUGGGAUUCUUUCUUCAAAGUUUCCUACCAGUCGAUUGGAAAUGAGCGCAGUAGCUGAUAUCUUUGACAGAGAUGGUGAUGGCUAUAUUGACUAUUAUGAAUUUGUAGCAGCACUUCAUCCCAACAAGGAUGCAUACAAACCUCUAACAGAUGCAGAUAAAAUUGAAGAUGAGGUAACAAGGCAGGUAGCGAAAUGUAAAUGUGCAAAGCGAUUCCAGGUGGAGCAGAUUGGAGAUAACAAGUACAGAUUCUUCCUGGGAAAUCAGUUUGGUGACUCCCAGCAACUCCGUCUUGUUCGUAUUCUGCGGAGUACUGUUAUGGUUCGAGUUGGAGGUGGAUGGAUGGCAUUGGAUGAGUUCCUCGUGAAAAAUGAUCCUUGCAGAGUUCAUCAUCACGGGAGUAAAAUGUUACGUUCGGAAUCAAACUCUUCAAUUACCACUCAGCCUACUAUAGCAAAAGGAAGGACAAACAUGGAGCUACGUGAGAAGUUCAUUUUGGCCGACGGCGCCAGCCAGAGUAUGGCUGCCUUCAGACCAAGGGGGCGGAGGUCACGGCCUUCUUCGCGAGGUGCUUCACCCAACAGAUCCACAUCUGUGACAAAUCCACCUGCCCAAACAGCUCCAACACCAUCUGUCGCUACCAGCACACCCAAGACACCCCAUCAUUUAACACGCAACUAUGGCAAACCAUGGUUGAUAAACAGCAAAACAACAUCUCCUUGUAAACCACCAGAGUGCUCUGAAUAUCAAGUGUCAUCCACAGAGGGAACUCCAAUACAAGGGAGUAAACUUAGAUUGCCAGGAUAUCUGUCAGGGAAGGGUUUCCAUUCUGGAGAAGACAGUGGUCUAAUCUCAACAGCAGCUACAAGACUCAGGGCACAUUUUGCAGAAACUAGAAAAACUCCGAGCAGGCCAGGAAGUCGAGCAGGAAGCAAGGCUGGCAGCAGAUCUAGCAGUCGCCGGGGCAGUGAUGCCUCUGACUUUGACAUCUCAGAAAUCCAGUCUGUGUGUUCAGACGUGUCAGAAACUGUUCGCACGGCAAGCAGACCGACGCCACGGCCUUCUUCUCGGUCUGGAUCUGGCAAGCCUUCCAAAAUUCCAACCCCGCAAAGAAGGUCACCCGCCAGCAAAUUAGACAAAUCCUCCAAAAGAUAGUGUGAUUGGUUCAGUCGAGGUCUUCUUUGUCCUGUGCAUUAAAAAUAUUUAAGUUUAUAAGAUGUAAAAUAUUCUGUAGAAAUUAUUGUGAAAUAUUACAAGGAUUUGGAUUUUUAA
Molecule: messenger RNA, 24273 nt
Organism: Sphaerodactylus townsendi
Lineage: Eukaryota; Metazoa; Chordata; Lepidosauria; Squamata; Sphaerodactylidae
Gene: DST
Product: dystonin
Exons: 104
Coding region: 568-24156 (7862 amino acids)
Biological process (GO): skin development; cytoplasmic microtubule organization; wound healing
Cellular component (GO): hemidesmosome; plasma membrane; cytoplasm
Molecular function (GO): calcium ion binding; microtubule binding; structural molecule activity
Source: RefSeq, a predicted model, not a curated record